GAAGAAGAUGAAAAGCUUACUGCGUAUGUUCAACUACAUGGUGAAAGUGGAUGGCGUACUCUCCCGGAGAAAGCUGGAUUGAAGAGAUGUGGUAAGAGUUGUAGACUUAGAUGGGCUAAUUAUCUAGACCCCGACAUCAAGAGUGGAGACUUUACUUCUGAAGAAGAAGACACUAUUAUCAAGCUUCAUGCUCGUAUGGGUAACAAGUGGUCGGCAAUAGCAACUAGCUUGCCGGGACGAACUGACAACGCGAUUAAAAAUUAUUGGAACGCAUAUAUCAAGAAGCGUUUAAAACGAAAAGGUAUCGAUCCAAUCACUCAUAAACCGAUCAAUCCAACAGACCAAACCGGUUUCGAACCAAAAAAACAUAAACACGGUUCAACCGGUUCCGCAAGACUUCUUAACCACGUCGCAAGGAAAUACGCGAGAGAUUUAAACCGGGACAUGCUAACCGGAAUCAUCAUCGCCGAUAGUUCACAAAACUCGACUAAAAACUCGACCUCCACAUUGCUCAACAAAGCGGCGGCAAGAUCAAGUGCUCUCACAUCGUUUCUUACCAACAAUAUGUCCUCAUCUCCCGGUCUUUCCGACAAUCUUGACCUAUUCUUUAGCAACGAAGAGAUCUCUGGUAUGUAUCCGAAUGUUGAUAAUGUUGGUGGCAUUAUGGAAGAGUUAAAGGCUAUUUUAAGCCAUGCUGACGUCGGAGAUGUUAAAGACUUGCUGGAGUUUAAUGUAGGUGAUGAGAUGGAGGUUCUUGAUUCUUGGAAGUUGGAACGAAGAAGAUGAUUUGGACUUAUUGAAUUGGGUACGUUAGAGCACCAUUAUCGCCGUUGCUUACCUGGGGUUUUUAGUGUAAUUAUGAUUUAAAAUAAAUAAAAAAUAGCUGUUAUUAGAAGCAAUGUUGCUUAAUUAAGAACAGUAAGCAACAGUUGCUUAUGAACACGUGUUACAUCUUAAAGGUCUUUUAUCUUCUCCUCUUCUCUCCUUCUAGCCUCCAUCGAUUCUCCUCUUCCUUUUGACAGUAGAUCAUUUUCUGGUUGAGGUUUUGCAGAACCCUCACCACUCUAAUUCAUCUCACAAACCUUAAUCUGGGUAUAAUAUGUUGAUUUUUUUACGUUAAAAUCAGUUUUUGUAAUAUAACAAUCUUCUGAUUAUCAAGAUCACAAGUUUCUGAUAAUCAAAUUAUUAUGCUCUGUUUUUAUGAGAAGAAAACAGAGUAUCAAUAUAAA
This is a messenger RNA of Eruca vesicaria subsp. sativa (arugula), 1229 nucleotides long. NCBI's taxonomy places the organism in Eukaryota, Viridiplantae, Streptophyta, Magnoliopsida, Brassicales, Brassicaceae. The record is from the annotation of a GenBank genome assembly.